GUGUCUCACCAUAAUAAUCAUAUACGGAGUAUACUACUAUUUUGAUUUUAAAGACUUAAAUUUUUAUUUUGGUAUUUUAUCUGCUAACACUAGGGAGUGAUCAGGCAGUUUUUGGGGUUAGGUUAUGUUCCUUUUAGAACCCUAGAGUCGUGUCCGCGCUAAAUCGGCAUCCACAGUCCGCGCUCUCUGCGUCCGCCACACUCCCCAAACUCUCUCUACCACUCGGAAUCUACAUACUGGUAGAGAGAAGAGGAUGUCGGAUCAGAGGUUGACCCGUAUUGCCAUAGUCAGCUCCGACAAGUGCAAGCCAAAGAAGUGCCGCCAGGAAUGCAAGAAGAGCUGCCCCGUUGUUAAAACCGGCAAACUAUGUAUUGAGGUUGUUCCUUCAGCCAAGAUUGCCUUCAUCUCUGAGGAAUUAUGUAUCGGAUGUGGUAUUUGUGUAAAGAAAUGCCCAUUUGAAGCAAUCCAGAUAAUCAAUCUACCAAAAGACUUGGACAAGGAUACAACACAUCGUUAUGGUCCUAACUCAUUCAAAUUGCAUAGGUUACCAGUCCCAAGACCAGGACAAGUUCUUGGCCUAGUGGGAACAAACGGUAUUGGAAAAUCAACAGCUCUUAAAGUUUUAGCUGGGAAACUAAAACCCAAUUUGGGACGUUUCAAUAAUCCUCCUGACUGGCAAGAGAUACUGACUUACUUCCGAGGUUCUGAAUUGCAGAAUUACUUCACUCGCAUUCUAGAAGAUAACUUAAAGGCCAUUAUCAAGCCUCAAUAUGUGGACCAUAUUCCAAAGGCUGUUCAAGGAAAUGUAGGGCAAGUUCUUGAUCAAAAGGACGAGAGGAAUAUCAAAGAAGAGCUCUGUAUUGAUCUUGAGCUGAAUAAGGUUUUGGACCGUGAUGUUGGAGAUUUAUCUGGUGGGGAGCUUCAGCGGUUUGCCAUUGCUGUUGUGGCUAUACAAAAUGCAGAGAUAUACAUGUUCGAUGAACCAUCAAGUUACCUUGAUGUGAAACAAAGGCUCAAAGCAGCUCAAGUUAUCAGAUCUUUGCUUCGUCCCAACAGCUAUGUAAUUGUUGUGGAACAUGAUUUGAGUGUUCUUGAUUACUUGUCGGACUUUAUUUGCUGCCUGUAUGGAAAACCUGGUGCAUAUGGUGUUGUCACUCUCCCUUUCUCUGUUAGAGAAGGAAUCAACAUAUUCUUGGCUGGGUUUGUGCCCACAGAAAAUCUGAGAUUUCGUGAUGAAUCACUCACCUUUAAGGUUGCUGAGACUCCACAGGAAAGUGCCGAGGAAGUGGAAUCGUAUGCACGCUAUAAAUACCCUACCAUGACAAAGACUCUAGGCAAUUUCCGGCUAAAGGUUGUUGAGGGUGAAUUUACAGACUCACAGAUUAUUGUAAUGCUUGGUGAGAAUGGUACUGGGAAGACAACAUUCAUCCGAAUGCUGGCUGGGUUGCUGAAGCCUGACAUCGUGGAUGGGGAUGUAGAGAUACCAGAGUUUAAUGUCUCUUACAAGCCACAGAAAAUCAGCCCAAAAUUUAAGUCUACUGUUAGGCAUUUGCUACAUCAGAAGAUACGUGAUUCCUAUAUGCAUCCACAAUUUGUUUCAGAUGUAAUGAAACCUCUCCAAAUUGAGCAAUUGAUGGAUCAAGAGGUUGUGAACCUAUCUGGCGGUGAGUUGCAAAGAGUUGCCCUAACUUUGUGUCUUGGGAAGCCGGCUGACAUAUAUUUGAUAGAUGAACCAAGUGCAUACCUUGAUUCGGAGCAGCGUAUUGUGGCUUCAAAAGUCAUAAAGAGGUUCAUACUACACGCGAAGAAGACAGCUUUUGUGGUGGAGCAUGACUUCAUAAUGGCAACUUACCUGGCCGACAGGGUAGUUGUGUAUGAAGGGACCCCAUCUGUGGAUUGUAUUGCAAAUUCACCACAAUCUUUGCUCACCGGAAUGAACCUCUUCUUAUCCCACCUGGAUAUCACUUUCCGCCGGGAUCCAACAAAUUUCAGGCCCAGGAUCAACAAACUCGAUUCAACCAAGGACAGGGAACAAAAGAACGCCGGUUCCUAUUAUUACCUGGACGAUUGAUUUUGAUUCGCGAGAGAGUUUAGGAGACGUAUAAGAGGCACGACUUUUCCCCCUCCCCUCUCACUUCUGGUGCAUUGCCGAAGAAGCUUCAAAUCCCCCUUCGUCUGCUGCUAUGCUUCUGGGUGUUUUAUUUAUUAGAUCUCACAUUUUGACAUAUUUUAAAAAUCUAAUUUAAUAAUUUAAGCAGGAACUGUUUUUUGCUGUUAAUUUUUUUUUUACAGGGGUAAUGUUGCUUGCAUUUUGACCCCUCCAGACCUAAACAGAGUGAGUUUGUUGUUGAAUGUAAGCGGGAAGAAAUUUUAUAGAUGAGA
Messenger RNA from Cuscuta campestris, 2382 nucleotides. Lineage: Eukaryota; Viridiplantae; Streptophyta; Magnoliopsida; Solanales; Convolvulaceae. The record is from the annotation of a GenBank genome assembly.